Paraglomus brasilianum is the source of this 213-nucleotide messenger RNA. Lineage: Eukaryota; Fungi; Glomeromycota; Glomeromycetes; Paraglomerales; Paraglomeraceae. The record is from the annotation of a GenBank genome assembly.
AUGCAUCCAUUUGCUGUAGUUUUGAAUUACGCAUCUAGAGGAGGAGAAGCUGUGGAGACGUACCCGUUUGUAAAAGAUAAUGCCCAAAAUCAUUUUGUCAAGAUUGGAGGAUUUGGUGUAGACAAUUUGUUGAAGGACGCUGCUACUCAGGCAUUACAGAACACCAAUCUUGCUCUUGAAUCUUACGAAACCGCUGGAAUCCCUCUCGAAUAA